Molecule: messenger RNA, 2326 nt
Organism: Amoebophrya sp. A120
Lineage: Eukaryota; Dinophyceae; Syndiniales; Amoebophryaceae
Source: the annotation of a GenBank genome assembly
UAGUGAGCUGCUUUCUGGUUGUUGUUGUGUAAAGGUCCGACAGCAUGGUCGUGGUGUCUGUCCCAUCUCAUGCAAGACGACAACACAAGAUCGAGUAGAGUUUUUCAUUCUGACUCUUUUAUGCGCCGCGGAUAAAGAAAAGAAAAUUAUGAUUAUCCUCGGAGCAGUAGUUUUUUUUUGUUUCUAUUGUAGUUCGUUGUACUAUACACAUCAACAAAGUUCGCGCUACACUUGUUCCACACAGAAGCAGAACACCCAAAAUCUUUUUUUUUCCCUCAUCUCCUGCUUCUUUUAGUCGCGAAGAUGUUGAAGAUGAUUCUCUCCGUGCUGAUGUGGUUUCACCUCGCAGGCGUCGUCGAGCGAGCCGCUAGCUCCGUUGUUGUCCUGGAUGCGGAGGCCAACUCUUUUCUGAGCGUGAGCAACAUGCAGAGCGUCGGUCGGGAAAUGAGCAAGGUUGCCGGCGCGCAAAAGGACAACGUCAAAAAUGCGGCUUCUUUUGCGGAAAAAGAUGGAGACGAGGAAGAUGGUCACGAUUCCACCGGUCCACCAUCAGGAGAAGACUUGGCAUCUGUUGAAACGGAGGACAAGCAGCUGCCGUCUUCCAAGCCUGCCGAGAAGGUUGGGGCUGCCGCCGCUUCUGAGAAAAAGGUCAAAAAAGUGAGAUUCGCGGACGAGGUGGAACAAGAUCAAGAGAAGACUGACGCUGCCACCAGCACCACAUCAGCUGAGGAAAAGACCACGGAGCAAAAAACGUCGAGCGGUUCCGGCACGGCAGCGGCCGGGGCUGGUGCACACGAAGAAGCCGAAGCCACGGCGGAGACCAGCACUGAUGAAACUGACGAGACGUCGACCCACAAGGUGGGGCUCGGGCACCACGUGGUCAGUGCCGCGCGCGAUGUGCUGACCACAGCCGUCGAAGCGCAUGCGAACCACCAGGCGGUGGUUGCGCAAGGGUACUUUUUAGAAAUAUCACGCUAAAGAUUAAAAAGAUUCAAGAAGGGUAAUGUGAAUGAAUAUACUUAGUUGUCAUGAUAAAGACCACCACGACUUUAUUGCACGAAGAUGCCCACCCAAAUCUUGAUCUUCUAACAGGUGCUGUGGCACGCCGCCUCAUCUGACGUCGCAGGUCGAUGAAAAUGGCAAGCGCGUCUCCAACCCCAGUAGCGGUGUGGUGACCUUGGGUGGCUACUACGGUUGGUGGCUGCAACACCAGUGCUGCAUGAUGUCCAUUUUUCUGAUUUUCCUGGUCACGAUGCUCUUGUGCCUCAUGUGCUUGAUCCACGAUUGCCAGCACGGGCAUUGGAAAAGCGGGGGAGGGCCGCGUGUGGUGUACGACGACUAUGGGUACUAUGCAAUACAAAUUUCCCUUACAUGUACGAAAUGCAUCACAAAUUUCACCAAUUUGGAGCGUAAAACUUGCCAUGCUAAACUAGGAUCGAAGUCAAGUUUUCUCAUGCAGAGACUGCAUUUCUACGUGUGCGGAAAAUUUCCUGUGGAUAGGUAUGCCUACACCACCUACGAUGACGACGACCACCGCGGCUAUUUCUGUUGCGGCCUCCUGCACGGGAACAGCAGCGCCUCCAUGCUGCUCCUCAUCUGCGCGGGGUCGGUGUUGUGCUUUUUGUUGUUUCCCAUGGUCCUCAUGCCCGCUCUGAACAUUAACGCGUGCGGAACGGGGCCGGCGGGUUGCAAUCGCGGGAUUCCGGGGUGCCUCUGCAAGUACAACUGAAGACAAAGACUGGAGGAGGAAGAUAUGAAGAGGUGAGCGGGAUGAAGAACUACGGACAUGAGGGUCUUGUACUACAACCGAAAAAAUGCAAGAGGAACUGAUGACCGACGUCGGAUUGCUGUAUCUUCUACAAAAUAUAUUUCACACCGCACAGAAAAAGAAUUUCAAUUUGAGUUUCAACUUUUUACACUUUCUGAAGUCGCGGACGUUUCUAUGGAAGGUUAAGUGUUACUUUCCUGCUCAUUCACGAUAUGACAUUUUUUUGCGUUUCCUAAAGCACUCACACACUUCAAUUGUUUCUGUUUUAUUGGCCUGUUGAAAUCUUCGCAGCGGAUGCUUUGUUUCAGAAUAACCACGAACACCAGCAGCGUCUGGACUACUUAACUACGUGAAAUUAGCAUUGUUCCUGUCUCCAAUAAUUCUAUGCGUCCUUCAAACUUGUUGCUGUUGGUGUCGUAAUGUGUCAGUGUGUGGAUUUCUAUCUACAGACUAGGAGAACAAGAACAUAGAUGUAGACCACUGUAGUUUCUGUUGGACAAGUCUAUAGUCACUUCACUUCAUCGGGCUCCCUUUAUCUCGUUGCCUCGCUUUGAAAAU